This is a messenger RNA of Helianthus annuus (common sunflower), 1122 nucleotides long. RefSeq lists its product as uncharacterized. The record is from RefSeq and is a predicted model, not a curated record. Bases 1 to 1122 code for a protein of 373 amino acids. The transcript is spliced from 8 exons. NCBI's taxonomy places the organism in Eukaryota, Viridiplantae, Streptophyta, Magnoliopsida, Asterales, Asteraceae.
AUGGAAAACCAAGGUGACAUCACCUUGCUGAACGAUGUCGAUGCUCUUAGUACAAACUACACUAUCAAGGUGAAGAUUGUUAGUUUGUGGAGAAAGAAGAUAAGAGGUAAUGAAAGAGAGACGCAUCGUAUUGAUAUGAUACUGAUGGAUGAAAUGGGUACCAAGAUUCAAGCUUUUUGCUUACAUAAGCUAUUUCCAAAGUUUGAGAGACAUCUAAAUGUCGAUGAAUGCCUUAUUAUAAAACAGCCAUCUCUUGCUGCGAACACUGCAUCGUUCAAGAUUGUUCCUAACAAUCAGAAGCUAUCUUUUUACUAUCACAUGUUUGUGGAAAAGUGUAGUAAAUGGGAAGGUCCGCAGUACGUUUUCAAUUUUGUUGAUUUCGAUGAUGUUGUUACACAUAGAAUCAAGGAGGGUACGACAGUAGAUUUCAUUGGUUACACUGUUGUUUGUUAUAAGAUUGAGGACACUAACAAAAAGGAUGGUAGUAAAGGGAAACGUCUCAAUCUUAAGCUUCAAGAUCUCGAAGAUGUUCAGAUCGAUUUAACUCUUUGGGAUGAUUAUGCUAAGGACAUGUAUUCUUACAUGGUUAGUAAAAAUCGUGAAGCACAUGUUGUCGUUGCUGUCCAUUUUGGUGCUGUUAAGACGUACAAAGGUAAAUGGGGGAUUUCUAAUUAUUUUGAUGCUUCACGGCUUUUCAUUAACGACAAUUUUGAUGAGAUGCUAUCGUUCAAGGAAAAGUUUCUUUCAAAACUUGCUGCUUCAACCGAGUCAAGUAGCCAUGCCGGGUCAUAUAUGAUGUGUUCUGUGGAAGAUGAAUUUUUAAACAAUGAUGUUUUUUCACAAAUUGCUUAUCUUGGCUCAAUCAUAGAGCCAAAGAAAGUGGUUAUUGUUGGAACUAUCGUAGCAAUCGUUUCUGAUAAGAUGGGGUAUUAUGAUGGGUGUAACCAUUGCAAGUCCAAACUUGAGCAAAAGUUUGAAACUUAUGAUAAGGAAAAAGGAACAAGUGAUGUUAGAGAUGAGAAGGUGUAUCAAUGUUCCAACAAGGAUUGUCAAGGAAAAGAAUUUUUCCCGCUGUCCAGCUUUAAAUACCAAUUCGGGUUCAAGAUUCAACCGGUACGGUGA